Thermothielavioides terrestris NRRL 8126 is the source of this 1265-nucleotide messenger RNA. RefSeq lists its product as uncharacterized. The transcript has 2 exons. The record is from RefSeq and is a predicted model, not a curated record. Lineage: Eukaryota; Fungi; Ascomycota; Sordariomycetes; Sordariales; Chaetomiaceae. Bases 162 to 935 code for a protein of 257 amino acids.
CUCACCGCCCAGUGCGAUAACAUCUUUCGCGGCCUUAUCAACACCUCUCCGCCAAAAAAAAGUGAUCAAUUCGAUGCCCACCGCGAAGCACAUAACAACUCGGAACUGGCCAACCCACCAAGUAGGCCGCAGCAUCUCCAUUUCAUGCUCUCCCGCACACAAUGCCUGCCAAACGCGCUCGCGACGGAGAUUCCGCCUCCGAGGCGGGCUCAGCGGCUGCAUCGGAAGACGGAAGGAAGUCCAAGAAGGCCAAGCAUGGUUUCCGAGUUGGGCCUGAGAACCUCCCCGACGGGCCGUGGCGGCGCAAAGUGGCCAAGAUCAAAAAGGAGCUCAUCACCAAAGCCAAGGUCAAGAAGCAGUACGCCAAAAUCAAAGCAGAGCACCAAAAACAGCAGGCCGCCACCCCGUCGAAACCAACAGAAGACCAAAACCAGUCCGGUGCGCUUGAAUCCGGCAGAAGCCCUGCCUCAACACCGGCUCCGGCUCAGAUUCACCCCGAGCGACAAGCCAUGCUCGAAUCGUUCUCCUCUUCAAAACAACAGCCUCCCGCAGCGCGCUCCUCCUUCUCCGAAACCAACCCAACCACGCCACAAAAAGAGCCACAACAGCAAGACCAACAACAAGACCAAGACCAAGACCACCAACAACCCCCGCGCGGCGGCCAACAACAACAACAACACCGACGACGCCAACGACCAGAUUACUUCCGCAAGGAGCUCGCCGCCGCCGAGCGCGCGCGGCAGCAGGCCGAGGCGCGCGCGGCCGAGGCGGCGCGGCGCGAGGAGGAGCGGCAGCGGCGCCGGGCCGAGCGCGAGCGCUACCGCCGCGCCAUGGCCAAGGCCAAGACGCCCGGGCGGGACGGCAAGCCCAAGCUCGGGCGGGAGAGCAAGCUGCUGCUGGAGAGGGUGCGGAAGAUGAUGGGGGAAGGAGGGUAGGUAGAUCUGCCGCUGUCUGUGGCGGUGUGGGUGUCGGUGCACCGAGGAGGAGGGGUGGUACAGGGGUAAUUGGGGGGGUUGUACGGGAGGGAUUUGUAGGGGGAAGAAGGUAUGUGUUGGAGAACCGUACUAUGAAAGGAAGUGGAGGGAAGGGGAUGGAGAUGGGGAUGGUAGGAGAUGUUUUGUCAUGAUACCCUGGCUGACGUGACGCUGGCCCUGGAUUGGGCUGGGUGGGAUAGCGGGCGAGGAGAGUACACAUUGCAGAUACCAAUAUGCUGUCUACACAGUAGGGGGCGAGAAACAGUGAGUAAACCAAGACCUACUUGCUGA